This is a messenger RNA of Alnus glutinosa, 1773 nucleotides long. Its product is annotated as DNA-binding protein RHL1. Gene Ontology annotation, molecular function: DNA binding. Gene Ontology annotation, biological process: DNA endoreduplication. Bases 90 to 1418 code for a protein of 442 amino acids. NCBI's taxonomy places the organism in Eukaryota, Viridiplantae, Streptophyta, Magnoliopsida, Fagales, Betulaceae. The record is from RefSeq and is a predicted model, not a curated record. The transcript is spliced from 12 exons.
AAUAAGGGCUUCCCGAUUUAUUAAGGGAAAAGGCUUGCUGGUUCGUGGUUCCCGCCUUUACCAAACAGAAGUCAUCAGAGGGUACCGGAAUGGCGCGUGGUUCCUCAUCAUCGAAGAAGGUGGAGCGUGAGAGUAAUCGUGAGGCGAACCCGGAAGUGACAGAGCGCAAGAGGCUGAAGAGACUGGCAUUCGCCAACAGCGUACUCUCGGAGACUCCAGCCAAGGUCCACGAGCCGCUGAGCCCUUCGAAGGCCGUGAGCAAACACCACGGCAAGGACGUUGUCAAGAAGUCGCAGAGAAAGAACAGGUUCCUCUUCUCAUUCCCGGGCCUUCUCGCUCCGCUUGGCGGCGGUAAGAUCGGCGAGCUCAAGGAUUUGGGCUCCAAGAACCCCGUUCUCUACCUCGAUUUCCUUCAGGGUCGAAUGAAGUUGUUUGGGACUAUUGUAUAUCCGAAGAACAGAUAUUUGACGCUGCAGUUCCCUAGAGGUGGGAAGAAUGUGAUGUGCGAGGAUUACUUUGAUAAUAUGAUUGUAUUUUCCGAAGCAUGGUGGAUUGGGAGAAAAGAUGAGAACCCUGAAGAAGCUCGACUCAAUUUUCCUAAGGACUUGGAUGAGGGACAAGUCGUUGAAUAUGACUUUAAGGGUGGUGCAGGUGCUGCAUCUGUAAAUAAGCCUGGUUUACAGAAAACUGGAAUGAUUUAUGUAGAUGAACAGUCUCCUAAAGCUGAGCUUGAAGUUGAUCAAUCAGAUGGUGAAAACAAUUUGAAAGAUUCGAUAAAAGCAACACCAGUUCGACAUUCAGAGAGAACUGCUGGGAAAACAUUUAAUUUUGCAGAAGCUUCUUCUGGGGAAGAUUCUGUUGAAAGUGAUGCUGAUGUAUCAGAAGGAGAAGAAAAGAAAGUUGUGGGAGUUGAUUCUUCAGCCACAAAAUAUACUAGGGGAAAGACUGAAAGUCUUGGCUAUGUAGCCCUUGACAUUGACAAUAAGGAUGCUGUAGUAAGGACUCUGUUUCCUGAAAAGAAUGAAGAGCCUGCUAUGUCAGUGUCCAAGUCAAAGAGACUGUCUCACACUGCCACAACAGUAACCACAGAUAAGGAAAGAUCUUCGAGUCAUAAUGGUUCACUUGUUCAGACUACUAUAUCCACAUUGUUUAAGAAAGUGGAGGAGAAGAAAGCACCAAGAAAUCCAAGGAAAUCUCCAUCACCAAAAGUUUCCGACCAGAAGUUGCUGCAUAGCAAUUUAAAAAGGAAGAUUAAUGAGGGCAGACCUAGUAGAAAGGCAAAAGUUAUCAAGGAAACAGAUGGUGGGGGAAAAAUCAUGGCGAAGAAAAAAGAAGAUGAGAUUGAAGAUGAAGAUAUUGAAGACUUCUCGAACUCUUCAAAGGUUGCCAGUGGAAGUGAUGAAGAUUGGACUGCGUAGGAUUCUAAUCUUACUCAGGAAAUUCCAAAAUACUUCUCAAGCAGAUGAUGUAUAUUACUUCCCUGUCAAAGCAUCUAAUAUCCCAGGAGCUUGCAGGCUUCUGAUUGAUCUUCAAAACAUACAGCCAGUCUUAACGAUCAUUUAUUUUAUUUCUUUUGUUCGUUUUACAUUUUUUUCUUUUAAAUUGAUUUAAAUACUACACUUUCCAAACUAUUCAGGAAACAAACCGUGUUCAGAAACUGCGAUUUUAGGUGUGAAAUCGGGUUUUUGAGGCACGAUUUAAUGUUGAUUGAGCGAUCAUUUAUUCUACCUGGAAGAUCAUUUGGAGAAGAAAUACGAAGAAAUGUACAAUAUA